AUGAAGAGAUUUUGUUUCUUCAUUGUUGCAGCAGCAGCAGCAACAGUAGCAGCAACAGCAGCAGCAACAGCAACAUUAGCUGCUGCACGGGCAACGGCAGUGCCUACAGCAAGAGCGACUGCAGCAGCAGCAGCAACAGCAGCAGACGGGGUUGAGAAGACUGCGACAGCAGCAGUAACUCAAAGAACAGCAGCAGCAGUAACUCUGCCGGGAGCCGUAGGUGCUUCAGAGGCAGCAGCAACAGCAGCAGCAGCAGCAGAGACCACAACCGCUGCAGCAGCAGCGGCAGCAGAGCCAGCGGCGACUGCUGCAGCAGCAGGCUUGGCGACACCGCUGCAGCAGCAGUUGCUGCACCUGAAGCUGCAGCAGUAG
This is a messenger RNA of Eimeria mitis, 372 nucleotides long. RefSeq lists its product as uncharacterized. The transcript has a single exon. The coding region runs from base 1 to 372 and encodes 123 amino acids. NCBI's taxonomy places the organism in Eukaryota, Apicomplexa, Conoidasida, Eucoccidiorida, Eimeriidae. The record is from RefSeq and is a predicted model, not a curated record.